AAAACGUGGGCCGCACACCGCAUAAUGGCAGAUUAAAAUGGAAACGUUGCCCAUGUUCCCGCCAGUGACGGUGUAACGGUCGUGUCGUGCGGAUCGCGAAUCGUUUUUCUCCUUUUGCGAGUGCCCACAUUUCCCAGCGCAGCAUCCGUACGUGUUGAGUCUUCGGAGCUUUUCCUUCGCGCGCGUGCCCGUGUGUGUGUUUAUCUGAGUUCUGGGCUUAUUCUUGCAGGGUUACAGGAUACGGGGGUUCGCUCUGGAGCUCUGGUGUUCUUCCUGUAGGAUAUAAAAAGCGCAGCUACCGGGCGCAUAGGAUGCAGUCGUUUUUCGCAACCUAAGCCGGUCGGAUCGUGGGAUUCGGUUGUCACAUUUGGGAUCAUCCUGAUUUCAAGGGUAUCCCCGCUACAACGGGGUAAGGUGUGCAUUGCGUGCGACAUACACAGCCUGUGAAGGGUUACGGUGUGGCAACAGCGUAAGAAGCGCGUCCACAAGAAUAGGUAAACGAUCGAGGUGUGCUCUAGUGUGUGGCUGGGUUACAACGAUGUACGAGACCGUAAUACCCGGACCUUUCCGUGCGUUGUGAGUGCAAAGAAUGUGCGAAUCUUCAAUCUAAGCAAUUCGUGGGCCGCAUGCCCAACCUCCAGUCAUCUCGGUCGGUCGUCAUAUAUACGUGAGCCUCACCCACCCUUUUAGCGUAGAUCAACAAAUCUAAGCUCCCAGAGUUUUUUUUUCUCUAUUUGCCCUCUCUAAUGCUUCAGAACAGUGUGUAGUGUGUGCAGCAGCAGCAGCGUUAGAGGCAGAUCAGUUUGUGUGGGAAAAGCGGUUCGUGGAAAGUGACGAUCGUGCAGGCGUGCAAUCGCAAGAUCCGGUAGCUUCUGCGCACGCAAGUAGUGCACUUGAUUCUAGCCCGAACGGCAAACGAUCGUUCGGCGGCAACGGGGUUUGUUUGUGCAAACGGAAACGGAACGAGCGUGUGUUGACAGUUUGGGGCGCGUAACAACAAGUGGCUGAUUGAUUGCUGUCAAUAUGUCACCGUGCGGAAGAUGGCGCUAUUUAGCGUUAGUGUUGAUGCUAAUGGUCUUUGCUUCCAUAAUUCGCGCCGAGCAAGAAGUUAUAGUGGCAAUUGAUGAACCUGGCAAAACUCAAUAUCAUGAAGCGAACUUCAAUACAAGUUCAUAUCAGUACGGUUACGAGGUAGGACCGAACGGUCAAUUUCACCAUGAAACGCGCGGACCUGACGGUGUCACUUACGGUUGUUAUGGGUAUAUCGAUCCCAACGGACAGUUGCGUGUGACACACUACGUGGCGGAUACACACGGCUACCGGGUGGUGGAACCUAAUCGACCAGUCGAAAUAUUCGUCGAUGCUCCCACACAGUACAGCAAUUCAAUAUCGGAAGAUGAACCACCGCCGGAAAGACGGCGGGGUGAGAUGCGCCCAUGGUCGGAGUUGUAUCUUCCCAAGGGUUGUGGCAUGUUUCCGGGAGGAAUGCGUCCGGAUGGAACAGGUGGUAAUACACCGACGGCACCAACAAAUCCAAGCACCGGUGGAAGCGGCAACUCACAAGGAAAUAAACCACCCAACCAGGGUCAAGGACAGGGGCAAGGGCAAGGGCAAGGACAAAAGCCGGGACAAAAUCAAAAUCAAGGACAGGGGCAAGGGCAAGGACAAGGGCAAGGACAAAAACCGGGACAAAAUCAAAAUCAAGGACAGGGGCAAACACAGGGACAGGGGCAAGGGCAAGGACAAGGGCAAGGACAAGGUCAAGGCCAAGGCCAAGGACAAAAACCGGGACAAAAUCAAAAUCAAGGACAGGGGCAAACACAGGGACAGGGACAAGGCCAAGGACAAGGGCAGGGCCAAUGGCAAGGUCAGGGACAAGGACAGGGUCAAGGCCAGGGUCAAGGACAGGGACAAGGACAGGGUCAAGGACAAAAACCGGGACAGGGGCAAACACAGGGACAGGGACAAGGGCAAGGACAAGGACAGGGCCAAUGGCAAGGUCAGGGACAAGGACAGGGUCAAGGCCAGGGACAAGGACAGGGUCAAGGCCAGGGUCAAGGACAGGGACAAGGACAGGGACAAGGACAGGGCCAAUGGCAAGGUCAGGGACAAGGACAGGGUCAAGGCCAGGGUCAAGGACAGGGUCAAGGACAGGGACAAGGACAGGGUCAAGGACAAAAACCGGGACAGGGGCAAACACAGGGACAGGGACAAGGGCAAGGACAAGGACAGGGCCAAUGGCAAGGUCAGGGACAAGGACAGGGACAAGGUCAACAAUCAGGACAAAAUCAAGGACAAAGUCAGUGGCAGGGGCAAGGUCAGGGACAAGGACAAAAUCAAGGACAAUGGCAGGGUCAGGGACAAGGUCAGAAUCAAGGUCAAGGUCAAGGACAAGGUCAGUGGCAGGGACAAGGGCAAGGUCAAGGAUCUGGUCCUGGACAAGGACAAGGACAAACUCAGGGUCAAUGGCAAGGACAGGGACAACGCCCAGGACAAUCUCAAGGCCAAGGACAAGUACAAGGGCAAGGGCAGGGGCAAGGACAGGGACAACGCCCAGGACAAUCUCAAGGUCAAGGGCAAAUACAAGGUCAAGGCCAGGGUGAACGUCCUGGACAAAAUCAAGGGCAAGUUCAAGGACAAGGCCAAGGUCAGUGGCAAGGACAAGGGCAAGGGCAACGUCCAGGCCAAGGUCAGGGACAACAACAGGGUCAAAGCCAAGGACAACAAGGACAAGGUCAAGGUCAACAUCAAGGACAACAUCAAGGACAACAUCAAGGACAACAUCAAGGCUCACAUCAAGGACCCAUAAGCUCUGGGCAACAUCAGGGCCAACAUCAAGGAAGUCAUCAAGGUUCAAGUGGUGAACACCAAGGACAACAUCAGGGAUCACAUCAAGGUCCAAUCAGUUCUGGACAACAUCAGGGACAGCAUCAAGGCAGUCAUCAAGGCUCUAGUGGAACGCACCAAGGACAACAUCAAGGUUCGCACCAAGGCCCCGUCAGUUCUGGACAACAUCAAGGACAACAUCAGGGUAACCAUCAAGGCCUUCAUGGUGGGGAACAUCAAGGUCAGCAUCAAGGGUCACAUCAGGGUCCGAUCAGUUCUGGUCAGCAUCAGGGACAACAUCAAGGAACCCAUCAAGGCUCUAGUGGGGAGCAUCAGGGACAACAUCAAGGAUCCCAUCAAGGGCCUAUUAGCUCCGGACAGCACCAGGGACAACAUCAGGGAAGUCACCAAGGAAUACACAGCGGUCAACAUCAGGGAGAGCAUCAACAUCAGCACCAGGGUCCAGUUGUUGACAAUCAGCAUCAAACCAGCCAUCAAGGAAGUCAUCAAGGGUUAUCGCAAGGAGAGUUCCAGGGACAACACCAAGGCCAGCACCAGAAACCGAUCAGUGGUAACAAGGAAGAGCACAACCUACAGGUGCAAGUGUCUUGGGGACAAGGACAGCAAGGUCAGCCCCAAGGACAGCAGGGGCAAACUCAAGGCCAGUCUCAAGGACAGCAAGGCCAGUCCCAAGGACAAUCUCAGAGUCAGUCGCAAGGGCAGCAAGGACAGUCUCAGAGUCAGUCGCAAGGACAGCAAGGCCAAUCACAGGGUCAAUCUCAGGGACAGGGACAACGUCCACCACAAGGAGGACCAACUACCGACCGUCCUCCAGAACAGCUGCAGCCUACCUCGAGUACGCCCGUUCCGGGAUCACCGGGUACUGCAAUUGGAGUGUAUCCACCGACGAAACCGAUCGACACCAGCUCGCCACCUGCCUCAUCAUCGUCAUCCUCUUCAUCACCACCGCCUUCGUCAACAUCAUCUCCACCAACGUCUUCCGGUGGUGACAACUAUGCGCCACCUCCGAACUAUCAGAUAGCCGUGUCACAGUAUCCUUACUUCUUCGUUCCUUAUCCUUACCCACCACCAAAUGUGCCCCAAGCACCCUGCAACUGUCCGGCGGACCAGCAAAACCAACAGGGUCAACAGCAACCGGCCGGUUACUUGGGUUUCAUACCGGUGCUCUAUAUCCCGAACUGUCACGCCCAGAAGAGUGGUUUGCCGGCGAACUUUAACUGGCCGGCACCGCCUCCACCGGAAGGAUUCGGUCAGUCACUUGACGAGCUACCGGCUCAGAGGUUGUUCCAAAAGCCUGACGGAAGCUGGGUGCUGCAGCGUGCUCGUAAUCGUUCGCGUAGACUUCGCGGCCGGCGUCCAGCCGUACGGCGACUUUACACCGACCAGGAGAUUCCUGGAAAGAAGUAGAAACCGCGAUAAACGAAAGCAUAGCGAGACGCCGAGCUAAAGGGAAGCAGUAUACAUGAAAAAAAUACUCAUUUAAUAUUUAGUUUCAUCUGGUUUAGCAUAUUUUAAUCACUUCACAAAGACAGGAUGGUGGCUAGAAGAAGCAGAGACCUAUCGAGACCAACGUAAUGGACGUGACUGUUAUUGAACUGUAGUAGGGAUCGUUAGUAAAGCCAGCAGUGAAGAUAUUUAUGGAACAGUUUUCUUUUAAGAAUGCAUUCAUUUUCCUCUUGCCACUGUGAUUAGAUUUAUUCAUCAAACGACUAAGAAAGCGUACACAUGAAAUCAUUAUUAAACAACAAAGUCGGAUAUUUAUAAGAAAACCAAGCUAACCGCAUGAAAUCUUGCCUUCCUGCGUUGCAUUGGGUGAAAUGGACCGUUGCGUGACACAAAAAGGGAAACGCUAAAAGCAGCAGUUGGAAUUUGGUGUAAAACCGCAUAGUAAAAUCGCAUUCCUCAUGAUUGCAGCUGAUUGUAACUUAUUUAAGUAGCAAGAGAUGAUAUCAAGCACAAGUAAAUAAAAUUGAUUCGAUGCAAUAUUGAA
Molecule: messenger RNA, 4837 nt
Organism: Anopheles funestus (African malaria mosquito)
Lineage: Eukaryota; Metazoa; Arthropoda; Insecta; Diptera; Culicidae
Exons: 9
Coding region: 1024-4254 (1076 amino acids)
Source: RefSeq, a predicted model, not a curated record